This is a messenger RNA of Phytomonas sp. EM1, 777 nucleotides long. Lineage: Eukaryota; Euglenozoa; Kinetoplastea; Trypanosomatida; Trypanosomatidae. The record is from the annotation of a GenBank genome assembly.
AUGACUGACAGUGCAGCCAAUAAGGAUAUUCAACGCCCCGAAAUAUCCACGAGUGAUGGUAAUGAGACAAACGAUGAAAAGUCCAUUUCAUUUGAGGAGUUUAGAACUAUGUACGAGUCGUACAGGAGGGAAAUUUUCAUGAAAUAUAAAAAUUCCAAGGACAGCAAAGUGGCAUCUAGCAAGAGCGCUGCCGCGGCAGCAACAGCCGCGUUGCCGACCGCGGCCCAUUCGACUACGGCCCCGUUACCGACUGCCGAUCCCUCAGCUGAACCUCGGCGGUUUGUUCACGGGAUUGAGGCCAGCCAUAACGGCGACAGUCGAAAUGUGGACUUUGUUGGUCUUGCUUACCGCGCAGUGGAUGCUGUAUGGGGCUGGAUGACGCACGACUGGACUAUUUAUCUUCGUGUGGGCGUAGCCACUCUCAUGUUGUAUGGUAGCCUGUCUAUAGUCGGGUAUCUAUCUGUUUUCGCCUUUUACGUAGUCUUUUCCUUGCUGAAUUAUCUCUUUCAAUCGUUCCACAUCCGGUCUCACGAGCAAAGUGCCAACCUCGAAGUCUCUUCACCAACUGUGUUGGGAAAAUUUUUUAUUGGGAAUUCGCCUUCGACUCGCGUGCUGCCGUUACAUGUGCGUUUUGCUUACAUAGUAGUGAAGAGCAUUGAGGCCUUCAUCAUCAGCGUGUCACCAAGUUACUCUUUGGAGAAGUUGGAGAAGGGGUUACAACGCGAUGGUAUCGUACGUACCAGGCAAAGAUGGAAUGAGGGGGGGGACGUAAGGUAG